This is a messenger RNA of Grammomys surdaster, 2647 nucleotides long. It is a transcript of the gene Drc11l, whose product is annotated as IQ motif containing with AAA domain 1 like. Gene Ontology annotation, molecular function: ATP hydrolysis activity; ATP binding; protein binding. The record is from RefSeq and is a predicted model, not a curated record. NCBI's taxonomy places the organism in Eukaryota, Metazoa, Chordata, Mammalia, Rodentia, Muridae. Bases 82 to 2550 code for a protein of 822 amino acids. The transcript has 19 exons.
UUCAAACCAGACUGUUCCACCUCUUGCUUAGCUUUUGCAGGUUCCACCUACUCACAAAGGGCAUCGAGAGGUGAAGACACCAUGUCUGAGGGAACUUACCAACGCCUCUGGGAUGCCUCCCACGAGACUCUCGAAUUGGUGCUGGAAAAAGAGCCAUCUCUGCUCGAACCUGUGCCCAGCCGGGAGCGGCAGAGCUUCCAGUACAGGAUCUCGGUGCUUUACCUGUACUACCUGGGGCUGCUGCGCCGCUUCAACCUGGCCUAUGACCAGAUGGUGCAGCCACAGAAGCGUAGGUUGCUGAGGCGCCUUCUGGACGGCGUGGCGGGACGCGUGCUGGAGCUCAAGGACGAGCUGGUGCGCGUUGACCUGUGCGAGACCCACUGCCUUGACCGAGUGUUGCAAGAUCUCAAGCUGACCCCGGCAGACCUGGAGGUUCCCAUCCCCAAAUAUUUUCAGCUGGAGCAGUCCAGCGCCAUGAAGGCACGUCAGCAGAUGCUGGCCGAGAUCCUGAACAGACUGGAGCCACUGGUUUCUCAGGAGAAUAUUCGAGGAUUGACCCGGACUGAGGCCCUGAUUCUAGUGCAAAGCGCUGAACGGGCAAGGCAGGGCCGACUUCGAGCCACCUUCAUGCGAGAGAUCCGCAAAGAGGAGGAACGGGAUCGGAGGAUUCGGGAGAAUGGGCGACAGAAAUUCAGUCAGGACCAGGGAGCCAUUGUCAUACAAAAGGUGUGGAAAGGUUACCUGCAGAGGAAGCGCAUCGAGCAGGAUCGACGCGUAGAGAUGGAGUUUAUCGGCAUGCUCCCCUCGCCCAACCAGACAGCACGCCUGAAUAUCCUUUCCCAGGCCUUUAUGGGGGAGGAGUCACGGAGGACCCGGCAGGUGGAAAAGGAAGAGGAAUUCCAGGAAGCCAUAGGGAAGACCCAUGAGUCUCUCACGGAGACUGAGGGACCCGACAUGAAGGAGAGGAUGAAGGAUCAAAUACGACAAUGGUUUAUUGAAUGCCAUGCCCUUACUGGUCGGUUCCCUGAUUAUCCAGAUGAGGCUUCAGGUGGAUCCUACCUGAUCUUUGCAGACAAGACUCCAGAACAGGUGAGACUAGAACUGGAAGCACAAGCCCAGGAGAGUAGAAAGAAGGACCAAGAGAAGACUAAGGAGAAAGAGAAGGAAAAAAAGGAGAAGAAGAAAAAGAAAACCAAAGAAGAAAAGGGCAAGAAGGAGCCAGAAGUGAUGUUCAAAGUCCUACCAUCCAAAUCUAUCCCCGUGAUUAAUGCUGGUCACGAGGAAUACACAAGUAUGUGGAAGAGCCGGUAUGACAACAAACACCCCAGCCAGAACUUUGACUCUGAGACCCUCCGGGAGGAGAAAAGAAAGCAAGUGGAGAUGGAGAUCCGGGCACAGGUGGAUGAGCUAAUGAGACAGGAACUGAAGAAUUUACGGCUGGCUGUGGACAAGGAGGAGACUAGACCCCUCAAGUCUCCAAAGAAAAAAGGUGGGAAAAAAAGUGGAAAGAAGAAGAAGGAAAAGGAUCUGACCCCAGACAGGACUGUGGACUCACUGUAUGAAGAGCUUGUUGUUGUUGGCCUUAUAAAGAAGUCUGUGCUGGUGACACUGAAUGACUACAUUGGUGAUUGCCUCUAUCUCGGGUCCACUCUGACUUUGGCAAACAAGAUGCCCAUGCCUUCCCUGUUUGAUAUACGGCAGAACAUGGCGCUGUAUGGGGUUCUCCGGCUGGGCUCCCAUGACAUACAUACCAUGGCUCCCCAUGUCCGCUCCAUCCUCCUGGUGGGACCCCCUGGCAUGGGGAAAAAGAUGUUGGUUCAAGCGGUGUGCACAGAAACUGGUGCCAACCUGUUUGACCUGUCACCUGACAACGUGAUGGGCAAAUACCCAGGAAAGAACGGAGCACAGCUACUGGUGCACAUUGUCUUUAAGGUGGCCCGGGUCCUCCAGCCCUCUGUCAUUUGGAUUGGAAAUACUGAGAAAACCUUUUACAAGAAGAUCCCGAAGGAAGAAAGGAAGUUGGACCCAAAGAGGAUAAAGAAAGACCUCAUGAAGGCCACACGACAGCUGAGCCCUGGCGACCGAGUGAUGCUGAUCGGGACUACGGAACGCCCACAAUUGGCUGAGAUGAAGGGGCUGUGCCGGUUCUAUGAGCGCAUCCUCUUCAUGCCCCGGCCUGAUUAUGCUUCUCGUUAUGUGCUCUGGAAACGGAUGAUAGAGAACCAAGGAAUGGGUGUGCAGCUGACCCCGAGUCUGGACAUUAGUGCCCUGGCUAGGGUGUCUGAUGGCUACACACCCGGUCACAUCCUGCAGUCUGUCCAGUCAGUGCUGACAGAACGCCGGCUCCUUCAGCUGACCAAGAAGCCACUGGUCGCCUCCGAAUUUGUGGGACACUUGGCAAGGCUGAAUCCAGUAUUCAGGGAGGAGGAAGAAACCCUUAAGGAAUGGUUUUUCAAGACUCCACUGGGGAAAAAGAAUAUGAAAUUUACCAAGGAACAACUGGAGGCUGAGGAGGCCAGACUGGCAAAGGAGAAGAAGAAGAAAAAGUGAUGGUCUCUGCUGUAGGGUGUGAUGUGGUAAAUGGUGGGUGCCUCCAGAGUUAAGGGUGUGACAGACACAUAAAGGCCCAGGUGGCUCUCUUCUCUUG